AUGUUUGACCCUAAAAUUUUAGAUAUCCCAGCUGUGAUAUUUGACAACGGAUCUGGAUUAUGCAAGGCUGGUAUUGCAGGGGACAGUGCGCCAAGGUCAGUUAUUACAGCAAUUGUUGGUCGCUCGAAAGCCAAAGCAACGAUGCUAGGAGCAGGACAGAAGGAAUUUUAUGUUGGAGAAGAAGCCCAGUCCAAAAGGGGUGUCUUAAGUUUGAAUUAUCCAAUCGACCACGGCAUAGUUACGUCCUGGGAUGACAUGGAGAGGAUCUGGAGACAUGUCUACGAGUGUGAGCUGAGAAUCAAAGCUAGCGACAGGCCAGUGCUACUGACGGAGGCCCCACUCAAUCCCCUACAGAACCGGGAAAAAAUGACUGAGAUCAUGUUUGAAGGCUUUAAGGUGCCUGCCAUGUAUGUUGCAGUGCAGGCGACGCUGGCACUCUAUGCCUCAGCACGCACCACAGGGAUAGUAAUGGACAGUGGAGAUGGAGUUACCCACACCGUACCCAUCUACGAAGGAUACUGUUUACCCCAUGCAGUUUCCAGGCUGGAUAUCGCAGGCAGGGAUAUCACUGAAUACUUCAUGAGACUCCUUUUGGAAAGUGGCCACUCCUUCGUGAGCACAGCUGAGAGGGAGAUCGUGAAAGAUAUCAAGGAGAAGCUGUGCUAUGUGGCUUUAGAUCCUGUCAAAGAAACGAAAGCAAAGCCAGAAGAAAUCCUCAAAGAAUACAAACUGCCUGAUGGAAAUAUCAUUAAGAUAGGCAAUCAGCUCUUUCGAGCCCCGGAGACCCUUUUUAUGCCCGCUAACAUUGGUAUCGAAGCCCCCGGGGUGCACAAAAUGAUCUUCAACAGUGUGAUGAAAUGUGACAUUGAUGUUCGCAGGGAUCUUUACGACAACGUGCUUCUUUCCGGUGGGUCCACCCUAUUUCCUGGACUGGAUGAACGGAUCCUGAGGGAGAUGCAGCGGCAGGUGCCCAUCGGGAUGGCCGUACGGGUCAUAGCACCGCCCGAGAGGAAGUACUGUGUGUGGAUCGGGGCCUCCAUCCUCACUUGCUUGUCAGCUUUUAAACAAAUGUGGGUCACCGUCAGUGAUUACAAAGAGUUUGGUGCUGCUGUAGUACACAGAAAAUUGAUGUUUAAUCCCCAAACUUUAGAUAUUCCAGCUGCGAUUUUUGACAAUGGAUCAGGGCUAUGUAAAGCUGGCCUGUCAGGAGAAAUUGGUCCAAGACACAUCAUUCCUACAGUUAUUGGCUUCCCCAAAACAAAUAUGUCACUGUCAGGAGCAGCUCAGAAGGACUGCCGUGUGGGAGAAGAAGCCCAGCACAAACAGGAUGUGUUGUCUUUGAAGUAUCCCAUUGAACAUGGUAUAGUUACAUCUUACGAUGAUAUGGAGAAGAUCUGGAAGCAUAUCUAUGAGCAUGAAUUGGGACUGAAAGCCUCUGAGAGGCCUGUGCUAAUGACUGAGACCUCUUUGAACCCAAUGGAGAAUCGAAAAAAACUGACUCAGCUGAUGUUUGAACGGUUUAAGGUGCCUGCUUUCUACCUGUCUGUCCAUGCCAUAUUGUCGCUCUAUGCCUCAGCACGCAUCACAGGACUGGUCAUAGACAGUGGAUUUGGUGUUACCCAGACGGUACCAGUCUACGAAGGGUACUACUUACCCCAUGCUGUCUCCAGGCUGGAGGUCGCAGGCAGAGAGAUCACAGAGUUCCUCGCGAAGCUCCUGGUGGAAAGUGGGCAACGCUUUGAGAGCCUGGCGAAGAAGAAGACUAUCAUAGAGGACAUCAAGGAGAAGUUGUGCUACGUGGCUCCUGAUCCACACAAAGAAUUAGCCAAGAGGCCAGAAGAGGUCCUGAAAGAAUAUAAACUGCCUGAUGGGACUCUAGUCAGUAUUGGCAGCCCACUCUUUCAAGCACCAGAGAUCCUCUUUGCGCCAGGUAGCACUGGUAACGAUGCACCAGGCCUUGAUAGGAUGAUUGCUCACAGUGUUUCAGAGUGUGACGUCAAUAUUCACAACACUCUCUAUGGGAACAUGGUGCUGUCGGGUGGUUCGUCCCUCUUUCAUGGGCUGGAUGAGAGGAUUUUUAAGGGACUAGAACACCAGGUCCCCAAAGGGGUUCCUAUAAAGAUCAUAGCACCCACAGACAGGUGGUUUUCUGCAUGGAUCGGGGCUUCUGUAAUUACUUCCUUGACCAGCUUCAAGGAAAUGUGGAUCACUGCAGCUGAUUACAAGGAUUUUGGACCAAACAUUGUCCAAAGAAGAUGUUUUUAA
Emys orbicularis (European pond turtle) is the source of this 2265-nucleotide messenger RNA. RefSeq names its product actin-related protein T2-like. Bases 1 to 2265 code for a protein of 754 amino acids. The record is from RefSeq and is a predicted model, not a curated record. The transcript is spliced from 2 exons. Lineage: Eukaryota; Metazoa; Chordata; Testudines; Emydidae.